Stomoxys calcitrans (stable fly) is the source of this 2781-nucleotide messenger RNA. RefSeq lists its product as uncharacterized. Bases 772 to 2292 code for a protein of 506 amino acids. The transcript has 6 exons. The record is from RefSeq and is a predicted model, not a curated record. NCBI's taxonomy places the organism in Eukaryota, Metazoa, Arthropoda, Insecta, Diptera, Muscidae.
CUAGCCCUGUGUCCGUCCGUCCAUCCAUUCACAACAAACAUUCGCCUAGCAGAGAGAUACAAAUUCAGUUACAUUCAGUUUUUCGUAUUCUCAGUCAUGUUGGAAACACGAUCGUGAAUAAAACUUCGAGCGAAACAUUUCAAAUUGGCUUUGGUGGUGUGGAUUGGCGUAUUGUUUUUUGUUUUUUUUUUUGCGAGUCAACCAAAAAAAGCGGUUUUAGAGCCUCCCGCCCGGCCGCCAAUAAAGAAGGCAAUAGUGUGUAGUCUACACCAAGCAAUAGGAGGCAGGGAGUCACCAACCAGCACACACCUCAAAAGAUUCCUUGCCAUAAUAACUGCCACAAGUGCUUCUUAAAGCGGCAAAGCAGGCUUCCAAAUACGAAAAGAAAAACAAAACCAAAGUUGUAUUUUAGGGUGAUGCAAGAGAAGCUAAGCAGCCAGCCACCAACUACAAGUUUCGAUAGAGUGAAGUGACUCAGUUACGCCAAUAUUUUAUGACCCAUCCCACAGCAACACCUCGUUUGCUGCUCAUACAACGCCAAACUUCUUUCAUGUCAUGGAAAAUUCAAAAAAUAACCGAAAUAUGCAUUUAAACUACAACAGCAACACCGGCACCACCACCAACACCAUUGCAGCAGGUGUGCAAUUUUAAGUGGAAAUUAUCUUCAAUUACAUUUGGACUACGACGAAAUGCCAAAAGUGUAAGGUUCAUCACCAGCAAGCCACCAUGUGUUACAUUCCAAACUUGCAUGAUUUGUUUAUCAUUUUCUAAAUGCUGAAACAUACUUCAAAUGCUGGCGGACCAGCUAAUGGUCAAGUGCGUAACAACACCUCAGCAACGGGCCCGGCUCGAAAUAUCCACCUUAGACCACAACAGCCCUUGAACAUAUCUACCCUUAGUGCGGCCAGCCUGCAGACAUCGAGUGCAACAACCACAGUAACACCACACAGCACAAAUACCACAACCAUAAAUGGGGGACCACGUUCGACGUUACUCAAUAUUGCCUCAUUGCCACCUCUGCCGCCAAGUGCAAACACAGCAACAACAACCACCGGUACUUUGCAAUCAUCACAACCCCUAUUGCCACCCCCGCUGCCAUUGCCCCUGCCACUGGCAUUGUCAAACGGAAACGGUAAUACGACCAAUACAACCACCACACCAGUGACCCCUAUCACCAAUCAUCUGACACCGAAUGGUCUCAGUGGUAUUGGAAACAAUUUGCACACCUACACAAAUCAGCACAUAGCAUUGGCCCAUGUGGCCAAUGGUGGAUCGACUGUCAAUAAUCCAGCAGCAAAUACCACAAAUCAUACAAACAACUACACCAAUUAUACAAAUACAACGCAUGGCAUUCACAAUAAGUCAAAACAUGGUCCAGGACCCAGAGAAGCUUUGACCAGUCUGGGCCUUUUAUGUUUAGUGUCCCUACUUUUGGCCUUGCUGUCAUUGAUAUUUCUGCUUAAAAUAUCUCCUAAUGCCCGAGAGGAUGCUCUGACACGAAGUUCUCCAGAGGAUUUUAUUAUAGUCUAUGAUGUCACUUUGGCAUUAUGUGCCUUGUCACUUUCUUUGAAUUUGUGCUGUUUAUUGGUGUGUGCGAUACAAUUUUUGUUCGCUGUCAAGCUGGUGCGAUCUCCCAUGUUCGAUGGAAGAGAUAAUCGAUAUUUGGAAAAAUCAAGUACAAGCCGUACUUGUGCUGUUGGCGGUUUCUUUAUAUCCAUACCCAUAUUCCUAACAGGUAUUAUUUUGUAUACCUUCAAUCAUUUUCACUCCACACCUGCCAUUAUAACCAGUGUCCUCAUAGGCAUUGGUAUCAUAUUCUGCGGAGCAGCAAUGGUGCACAAUGUGUUUGUGUGGCAAAAGGAGAAGACCAUUAGUUAUCGUAGUCCUGCAGUGCAUCAUAUGUCAUUGGUAUCACAAAUGUGUCCCAUCACACCACCUGUCCAAUUUCUCAACCAUCCGAAUCAUUUGAAUUUGAAUCAAUCGCAUAUAUCUACGCUGCUUCAUCCGACCUCCAUAACGCCGGUAUCUCCCAAUCACUCACAUGGUAGCUUCAAUCCUUUGACAGCUCUGAGCUCUUCAUUUAUGGUGCGUCCUUCAACAGCCACGCCGCCUACACCAAAACCCUUGGCUAAUGGUGGUUGCUUGUCGCCAAUGGCAGGUGGCGGUGGUGGGGUGCCUGGUAUUGGAGCGGCACGUGAAGCUAGCGGUUCUGUAAGUCCUGGCAUACCAGCCACCUUGGAUAUGAGCAAUGUUACUAGCAUUUCAUUGCAUGAGUUAUCCACCUUAGUCUAGACUAGUUAAGAUUGUACUGUGUAUGUAUUUAUGAGCGAAUGUAAUUUGUUUUAAUUGUUAUCGAUUAUGUGUAAAAUAAAGAAGUAUCUAAAGAAGUAGAAGGAUGAAAAGGAGUGCAAGGGAAGAAGGAAUGAGGGUAAAACUGUGAAUUUGAGACUACUCGAAAACAUGAACUACAUACAACCAAAUCGUUUUUUAAAAGUUGUGAAAAUUUGGUAGAAAAAAUUACAGCUUUAAUGAAUUUUUGAUUUAAAAUAAUUUGUUGGAUAUUUUUAUCUGUGUAUAUCUAUUUCCUUCACCUUCCCUAUGUCAUGUUUGCAUAUGUAACCAAAAUAAAACUUGUGUUUAUUUUUCGAUUACAAUAAUGAAGGGUGAAUAAAAAUUUGCUGAUACUUCUGCGAGUCUUGCCUUAUCCAGUGAAAUUGUAAAUUUUUUCUAUUUUUAGGAAAUCACUAAUUUUGUAAAUAUUUUUGUAUACUCAUCUAUAAC